Messenger RNA from Saxophila tyrrhenica, 2109 nucleotides. RefSeq lists its product as uncharacterized. NCBI's taxonomy places the organism in Eukaryota, Fungi, Ascomycota, Dothideomycetes, Mycosphaerellales, Extremaceae. The coding region runs from base 1 to 2109 and encodes 702 amino acids. The record is from RefSeq and is a predicted model, not a curated record. The transcript is spliced from 3 exons.
AUGGCCGGCAUGGAGAAGAAGAAAGACGGCGGCGGCUUCGGUGAGGGUGGCGGUUACGUUGUGGCGGACUACAGUGGUGUUGGCGGCUACGGCGUUGAAGUGAAUGGAGGAGGCGCUGCGGUGUAUGGCGGUGGCGGAUUUCCUCAGUAUCGAGCUGGUGCGGGUGCUGGAGUGGGAGGGAGUUUCGGUGGUGGUAAUCAAGUCUUCUGCUUUCCAGCCAUGUACAACAGCGCGCCAAAGCAGGCCAGUUUGAAAGGUCUCGGCUCUGGCAUCGCGGACAUCGGCCAGCAGCUCAGUCAAGCAGUCAAGCCUCAAGACGGUCAGCACGUCGGCCAGCAAGUGAAGCCUCAAGUCGACCAGCAGGUCGGCGAGCAAGGCGUUCCAGUGUCGAUGUGGUCCAUGCGCAGCGGAUGCUCUGAGAACGACGACUUCUACUUCCCGACGCCCGCUCAAGCUGCCCGCGAGAAGUACCUGGCACGCAAGGCCGAAGAGAAGAGGAAGCGGUCGCCGGAAGAGAAGAGACAGGCUUCGUUCGAGAAGCACCAGAAGAGGAUUUCAGAUGAAGAGAAGAAGAAGCAGAAGAACAAGUCGUCGGCCAACAACGUCGUCACGAACUCCGUCACGAACUUCAAGCAGCACGCGGUGGCGACUCAGCAGGCUCCGCUCCUGCAAGCCACUGCUGCACAAGCCGGCACUCGUGUCCAGAGCGAAAACACCAGCAAGGACAACGCUGCCUUCUACCAGCAAUACGUCAAGACUCUGAUCGUGAACCACGUGACCGAGCUCACCGAGAAGGAGUGCCAGCUCAUGAGCGCCCAACAGGCGAUGACUGCGAAGAACAAAGCCAUCGAGGAGCUCUCAGCACGCAUGUCAAUGCUUGAACAGCACGUGCUCUCUCAACAAGCGCACAUCUCGAUGAUGCAGACACCGCAGACGAUCGUGUACCACCCUGCGCCUGUCUAUGGACAUACUCCAUCUACUAUCGGCCCCAACGAGUCGGUAUCGGUCGCCCGUGUGAACCAUUCGAGGCUUGAGCAGCAAGCACAGCAGUACCAACGGCCAACCUCACGCACGCCAGACACUGCUGACGACACAGCCUCCGCAUCGCACCGCACUCCAUCGUCCGACUUGACCAAAGUCUCUCCGUCCACGAAUCCGUUCCUGACGAAGCCACACUCGUGCGACGACGUCUUCGGCGGCACCUCUCCACCAACAGUGGCACUCACACCCGGCGCCUGGAGCCCAGCUGCAGAGUUCGCGAAGAAGCCCCUCCCAGAGCUCCUUUCGUCCUGCUUCAAGAAGGUCGAGGCCUCUCUUCACGCCCUUCCAAUCGAGCCCAUCCUCCCAAAUCACGGCCACCGCCUCUCCGGCCCGGAGUUCGAGAUCUGGAAGCUAGCGCAAGAGCACCUCCAGAACAACAGAAUGGCAUCCAUUCAGAUGGAAACCCACGAGGAGCGCUACUGGCUCAUGCUCGGCAUGCUCUCCCAAGAAGUCGUCAAGCAGAUCUUCAACGACUCCAUCCUCGGCCACUUCCCAGGCCGCCACGCCCAAGAGUUCGUCCAGCUCUGGGCCGAAGAGCAAGACCUCCGCCGCCCGCAGAACCCGCGCUGCAUCGAUCUCAUGCACCGCCACAAGCUCGCCGAGACCCGCGUCGACCUCGCCAACACCAUCGUCAAGAUGCCCGGCUUCUGGAAGUGGGUCCAGACCUUUGCGGCCGACAAAACCGACGCCAUCAUCUCCAUCUACGCCCCGGCCUUCCAGCGCAACCACCUCAACACCCUCCACGCCCGCCUGCACAAAGCCGUCGUGGAAGCCACCAAGAUCGCCAUCCGCAUGCGUCAGGAGCCGAUGAUCUUUGAGAUCUUCUUCCCGCGCCACGGCAUCGGUUGGGGCUCCAAGUUCAUGGUGCACCGCAACAAGGAGCUCGUGGGCCAGGAGAUCUCGGACGAGAAGUGUCCGUAUGUGGUGAGGUGCACGGCGUUGCCGUUGGUGAAGUAUAAGUGGUUUGGAGAGAACACGGCGGAUCCGGUCGUGUUGCACAAGGCGGAGGGGACGGUCGGGGAUCGCAAGACGAAUUUGCGGCCGAAUAAGCAGAGGGUGCGUCAGUGA